Rhincodon typus (whale shark) is the source of this 6408-nucleotide messenger RNA. RefSeq names its product junctional cadherin complex regulator (gene jhy). Gene Ontology annotation, biological process: axoneme assembly. Lineage: Eukaryota; Metazoa; Chordata; Chondrichthyes; Orectolobiformes; Rhincodontidae. The coding region runs from base 259 to 3321 and encodes 1020 amino acids. The record is from RefSeq and is a predicted model, not a curated record. The transcript has 9 exons.
CAUAUUGAAAACAUCUACCACUCUGCCGUCAUCAGCCUCUUUGCCAGCUCUUCAAAAAACUCGAUCAACUUUUGAACAAAAAUGUAUAAGUACAAUUAAACUGUAUGACUGUGAUGUCAUGCAGAUCAUGAAUUUUCUGUGUAUUCAAUGAAGUCACAAAAGUUCUACUUUAUACAAGACAUCAUAUAUAGUUUUCACAUGUGAACUGGCACUUCACCUGCACAAUGAAUAAUCAUUAAGAUCUUUCUAACAUCUUGAAUGGAGACAAUGGAGAAAAAUAGAAAUUCUACACAGAGUACGAAGUUGCUUAACCCAGGAGCUCGCACCCAACUGAAAGAGGCACCUGAAGGGCCAUUUCCACAGGAAGGAGAGGAUUUUCACUUAAAUUUAUAUGACUCAUUGGAGUCUGAUUCUGACAGCUUAAUUCAAGAGAGGCAAUAUCAACUGGAACUGCAGAAUCGCAUUCAGGACAAUGAAGACAUGGUAACUUUAGAAGACACUGAAUUUGAUACAGAUAAUGGGGAGGAGGAUGGAUGGAAUCUCUAUGACAGUCUGGAGGAUGCGGAAGAUGAGCAUUAUGAAGAAAAGAUUGAACCGGAGCACAAAGACAAUAGCAAUAUAAGACAUCAAGCCACUGACAGAUACGCCAACUUGCGAUAUAAUCCUAAUUGGAGAAAUACCAGAGUAGGAGCAAAGAUUCUUAUGUCCAGACAGAACUACAACUCAACUCUUCAUGAUUCACUGGAGAACUUGCUUCAAGAGUCAAAUAAGCUAUUGGAGGAAAAUGAAGGAAAAUACAGUGAACACCAAGACAAACUGGAACAAAAAAGGCAAACAAAUAAAGCUUGUGCAGUUGGAUUUAGUUUGAGAGAUGAUGAUAAUGUAGAGAAACAACCUAAAAGGAAAAGACCAUGUUCACCUUAUAUUAAAUGUGAAGCUAGCAUACAAGAAGAACAUGAAUCACUUGAUUCUUCUGAAUAUUGUGAUUUGCAAAACCAUAGCAAAACUAGAACAGACAAAAUCACAGCAGAAGUUUCCCAGGAAAGCCAUGAGGAUCAUCAAUCUAAUGAUGAAGAUAAUUGUGAAAUGUUUUGUGAUUCUGAAUGUGAACACCUGGAUUCACUGGAACAGAAAAGACAAACAGAUAACUCUCAAGGAGUUAAAUUUAGUUUAAGAGAAGGUAAUAAUGUACAAAAGCAAUCUGAAAGGAAACGUUUGCCUUCUUAUCCCAACAGUGAACACAGCACCCAAGAUUGUGAACCACUCAAUUCUCCUAGAUUUUAUACUGAUACAAUUAAGAGUGAUUUGCAAAACUAUAAGAAAACUGAAAAAGGGAAAUUCUCAAAUAAAGAUACCAAAGAUAAACAUGAGAAAAAUGAAGAUCACAAUGAAGAAGUUGACUAUGAAAGUUUGAAUGACCAUUAUCAGAAAGAAUACCAGCAAUUCUUGGAGUGUGAGUCAACCUGUAGUGAUGUGAGCAUAAAGAGGGUAAAACAGCCCAAGAACCCUGUGAUCUCUCAUGACAGGAAACUGCAAACAAAAGUAAGAUUGCAGGAUGAUAUUGUGGAACGGAAUAAACAGACCCUGGGAAGACACAAAAUGAACUCAUAUCAAUUGUUGUACAGUGAAAAGAAGGAGGUUAAAGGUACGCAGCAGUUAUCUUCUGCUAAAAGUUCCAAACUCAUGAAUACUGAUCAGUCUAUCCAACAUGUUGUGGAUGGUGAGGAGAGCAGUACCAUUGAAAUGAAGUGGAAGCAAAAGGCACAGAAGUUGCAGAACCAGAAAGCAAAGCAACUAUCUGCUCGGAAAAAAGGAUUGACCAGUGUAGUGAAAGAGAGAUCCUCAAGACCUCCCAAUCAACCUUCCAGUAAACAGCAGAUGCAGAAAUCCCAGGUUUUUGAGGACCAACCACAUCAGUUUGAAAGCAUAGUCCAUCCGAAUAAAAAUGCAUCUGAGUUGCUAAUAAUUCACAAAGAUGACAACAAUGUCUUGUUGACUCCUAGCAGUGACCAAACAUUUACUUCAUCGUCUGUCAAUCAAAUUGGCCCGGCCUUUGUUCCGAAUUCUCAUCCAACAGUGAAUCUGAAUAUCAACUUAAAUACAUUGUCAUCUGGUGGCAAUACGCAGACCACUGUUAAGCUGGUCCCAUCUCAUCAUCCAAUGAGUCAAACUGCUUCUGUCUGCAGAGACCACAAUAUUUAUAAUACAUCUCAAACUCCUGUUCCAUAUCUUCAGGAGUGUCAGAAGAAUCCUGAAUCGAGGAUCUCUCACUUUCCAAACCAGCUCAACACGAAUGCAUCCCAUUUUUCAAAAACUUUGUACGUACCAGAAAAUGCCCAGCAUCAACUUCUGUGUAACAUACAGCCCCCUUUCUACACGCAAUAUGGAAAAACUGAACAUAGCCAGAUGUUGAAUCCUAACUACCAUCAAGCUGCUCAUGCUAGAACAUUAGCACCAGGUCUUUGCAAUUACUCUCAUCUGCAAAGGACAGACAUUGCUGCUGGAAAUUCACAAUUCUAUCCCAUGAAUCAAGAAAAAAUGACAAGAGAGGAUCACAAUCAGCUUGGAAAGAAAUAUGGGAAUUCAAGGUUCCCUCCUCUUUCCUUUCUGCCAUCUUAUCAGCAGCAUUUGGUUCAGUCUCCUAGCACACGCCUCAUUCAGCAAAUGGAGCAUAUUUAUGAGGGCACACCACGUCCGCUUCACACACACCCUGGCUGUCACCUGGUGCUGCCACCUAUUGGCCUCAUGAGAGAGAGUGACUCUGAACUAGACCAAACUCAGCCAAAUGAGAAGAAAGCAGUGACAAUAUCACGCUGUAAUUCGGAUGGCUACUUGGCACAAAUGGAGAAGAUUAAUAAGCUCAAAGGAAAUAAUAAGUACAAGCCUUACACAUUGAGAGAUUAUAAGAGUCUAAAACAGGAUGUGAAACUUGGAGGUUUGGGACCAGACUAUAAGUCUACUCAAGAAAAGGCAGAGAAAAUGAAACGACAAAAAGAAUAUGCAACACAUGUUAAAAGCCAGAACAUGAAAGCAGGCUCCAAAUCAUCCUCAUCUCAGCUUAAACCAUAUCCAGGCAUUGAAAACAAGACAAUUUCACGGAGGAAAUUGGCGUUGGAAUAUGCUAGAAACAUCCAGAAACCAAAGCCACUUGCAGCUAAACCUGGGGAUGCUAAUGAGAGAUCGGAAAGGGGUGAGUUCCCUGAACAUGGUCAAUAUGUACAACUGGACCCCUCCCACAAUAGUCUUCUUGCGAUGCUACAGCAGCGACAUGAAAAGGAGAAGCAAAUUGUGGCAGGAUUCACAGCAAUGCAUGUGAGCUGAUGAUAAGCAAAUUUGUAUUUCAAGUGGAACGUCAGUCAUUGCAUGAAUCAAACAAGAGAAACUUUUAAUAGUAUGCUAUACAUUGUAUAAUUUAUAAAACAAUUACAUAUUGUCAUGACAUACAUGAUUUCACUGUUGAAAUUUAGUAAAUGAUGUGCUCACAGCAGUUGUGAUUGAGAAAGUAGUGCAAAAUUAUUUGUAAAAUAUUUUGCAGUUUGUCUUUUCAGGAUUUCAAACUAUUUACAGGAGGGAUAAUAAUUGAUCUUCAUUAUUAGGUUUUAAUUGAAUGGACUUAGAGGGUCAUUCAAAUUUAACUUAAUUUUUUUUUGGAUUCUUAUUUUUGAAGCUUUCUUUCUCACCAGAAUUAAACUGAUGCUUGUAUUCUGCAAUCUUGUAGCUCCAUAUAAGUAAACUGUCCAUUUGAGAGGCAGACUCUGUAUAUAAGUGUGGUAUCUAAGGAAACUAUUUAAGGUCCAAAAGUCUAUUCAAUAUUGAAGAAAUAUUGGGAAUUCUCAAUAUUGAGGGCUUAGUCCAAUUGAUUGUGAAUUAAAUGUAUAAAUAUUCUAAAAUUCAUAUACCUUUACAAAUGAUUUUGUACUUUCAGUAAUGGCUUAGCAUGUAUCUUUGAGACUAAGAGUUCUUUUACAACCCCAUUUAAAAAAUAAUUUUAAAGGCAACAUUAAGAACUCAAAGACAGAGGUUAUCAUGGCUUUACAUUAUCAUCAGCCUCAAGGUUUGAUUUCAUUAGACAACAGGAUGAGAAUUAUUGAAGCCAUUGCACAGUAUUUCUUAUCUGGCAUUGUGUUUAAGAGUCUCUGAAAAGGACACGUCAUGUAAUUUUGCCAACUACAAUUAAAAUGUGUACAAAAAAUCUAUUAAUAUUUAUUAAUUAGAAAUUAGAAAUUUCUAGGGUUUGGGUACACGAUUAAAGGAGUGGAACUAAUUGAAUGCCUCUUUUAAAGAGCCAGACCAUAAAUGGUGGACCAAAUGGCCUUUACCUGUGCUGCAUGAUUUUACAAAUCUAUAAUGUACUACAAAAAACCCCUAAAUAUGGCGAGGAGCUUCUAUAUAAAGUAAAUUACCCCAGAUGAUUAUUUAAAAUACUUUGUCGGUUUAAUUUAGAUGAGUGCUCUGCAUAAUAAUCUUCUUUGUGAUGGAUCUUAAUAUUGAUAGAGACAAAGCCUACCAAGUAGAUGUCACAAACAAAUAGUGAUGGAGGCAAAGCAAUUUGUUGAGUAGCAACUGAACUCAGGUAACAUUAAAUGAGAUAUCAGAAUGCACAUUGUGUCUGACAUCCACUCUGCCUGUUCUUGAAAAGCACAUAUGUACAACAGCAAGUUUGUUAUUACCAUUUGAUUUUAUUUUUAAAGUGGAAGGUCAACUUGAAAUUUAUUCUUUCUGUUUCUAGGCCUGUACAGGUAUCUAUUUUCCUUUAUUUACUAAUUUUAAUGAAAACGUAUGCCUGAAUAUAUAAUUUUUACUUGCGCUUUGCUUAUGUUUUUAAUUAAAAAUAGUGAACAAUAAUAUUGAACUCUAGUGUUUGAAUUAGUUCAGUGCAGAGGUAACCAACUGACUUUAAUGUUACCAGAUUACUGCUGUAGGACUUCCUGACGCUCAUUAUUAUGUUGCACAUGUUUUGAGAAUAUUUCAUUUAUUACCAAAAGAUGCUAAAAUGUACCAUCUAGUUGAAUUGAUAUAUCACAUUGUUUCUUGUAAUACACAGCUUCCUACUGAAUAGCUCAAAUAUAUCAGUUCCCUGAGUUGAAAAUUAUUCCCUUUGCCUUUCUAAGCAGUCAGAAAUUGAGGAAUAUAAUUGAGGCUGAUGUAAGCAGACAACAUCUACAGGACAGCUGAGGCUAUACUACCAGAACAAAUUUUUUUUUACUUUGUUGAUCACAUAAUAUCGGUAUGUAAUAUAUAUAAUACAAUAUGCACUUACAGGAAUAUUACUUGUCUAUUAUGUAUUAAAUGAAGCAUCAGCUGUUUUUAUACGCCAUGUGAUAUGUAUAAUCUGUAAAAAAAAUGUACUAAAUGCCAUUUGGAUGUGUCUUUAAGUUUCUAUUAUUAAAUCCUGUCUAAUUUCGAAAUGUUCAAUCUCCAACAGAAUAUACACUUGAUCUGCAAGAUGCCAGACUGUUGAAGUAUUUUGUCCUCUUUGGCUAUCCAUGCAUAUCUUUAUAAAUUGAAUGCAGAAGGUGAUUCAUAGACUGUUUUAGUGCCACUCUGAAACUGAACAUUAAGACAAACAAGAAUGCAACUUUGAUUCUUUUUUAUUUUCCUUUUCUACUUUCAACUUUUAGUCAAGCAUCAAAUGUCUUGUCCAUAGCAGCCCAGCUGAGAUUAUGAACUCAACAUACAUAUAGUCAUAAACAUAAACUCACCCAAUGCAAAGGAGCAUAAGGAUCCCAGUAUAAUUCCUCAAAAGUGUGUUAAUUUACCCAGAGCAUUUCAGUUCAAUGAUUUCAAUUUCACGUGAAUUUUUGUGGUAUUUCAUAUUUGAUUUUUUUUUAAAUGUGCCUUCAUAAUGGGAAAAAGACAACAUCAUUGAUUCAAACCAUUGGAAGGUCACACAUUUCAUGAGAGGUUCAGCAUGACCACUAUGGUGUGGUCCCCUGAUAUUCAUUUGUAUUCCACAUUAUACAAUGAAUGAAAGUAACAGAUUCUGAUGCAAAAUACAUGUGAGAAAAUACUUCUAACUUGUGAUGACAAAUGUUAUUGAAAGUCCAAUGAAAACAAUCUUGCAUUUUUAGAUAUGUAGUUCUCUUAAAAUUUACAUGUGAAAUUUCAGUGUUCCCAACUUUCUUUCCAGUCACUUGUUGAAAAUGAUCCACAAAAUCUUUUAAAUGAACUGACUAAAUUCAAUUUUAAUUUUAUUCAUUUCCGAGGAUGUAUUUAUUUCCUGCUCACUGCUUAAUAGAUCUGAAGUGCACCAGGAAGGACUAAUAUUUAGAAGAAAUAUUUUUAUGGAUCAUUUGUAAUUGCAUAUUUUCAUAUAUUUUUUAUUUUAUUUUGUGCAUGCUACUUGUAAAUAAUGAUGCAGUAAUCAAAAUGUGUGUCCCCUCAUUGUGUAAAAUUGAUGUAAUUACA